AUGGCAUCAAUGCAUCUUAUAUCACGUAUUCCAGAACACGCGGCAUCAUACAAAAAGACAAGAUAUGACCACUAUACCUUUGCGCUGACGCACUACAAUGCCGCACUCAGAGACAUUGCCUCCAUCCUGAGUCACGGAGUUCCUCACCAUACAUAUCGAGACGUCUUUCUAAUUUGUAGCAUUCUCUUCACCAGUAUUGCUGUAUUGUCUGGUGCUACCGACGAGAUCAUGCUUCAUGCGCGCUCCGCUCUGCAUCUGUUUUACCAGUGGAAGUUCUGGGAAGAUGGCGGCACAAGACGAGACACUCAACCAGGGCCUUUGUUAACGAACAAGAGCGCCUUCGUAAGACUCAUGAGUCGGCUGGAGGCCCAAAUAAUGUGGCGAGGUUGCAUUAGAGACUGGAAUGACCCGGCGCAAGUCCGUUUGCCAUCCAGUAGACCCUUCCAGUCCACGAUGGAUGCCUACGUGGAGAUGCAGACCUUGAUAAGCGCCAUGACAGAGUUCCAUAGGCUAGCGCUACAAAAUAGCGACGCAAAGCAUGAGAUUCGCCCCAUUCAAGAUUCGUAUGGUCUACAUGCCCAAGCAGUAACCAUGUGGAGGGCCAAGUACAGAGAGCUGAGACGAUCUCAGCAGCCCAACGAGCAUGAACUAAUACCAGACUUUGUAGUCAGAAUUUGGCUAACCUGGUUCGAAAAAGCGCUUGGUCUGUGUGCGGAAAAGGAUUGGUGUUGCCAGAUUGCGCUCAAUCCAAUCUAUGAAGAAGUUCUGAAGCUUGCAGAGAAGACGGCAGACUCAACUACAGACGGCAUGUCUUUGCAGAAUCCUAUUUUGGGCGGAUUCUCGUACGGUCCGUCAGUAUGUGAGCCACUGCAAAUGGUUGCAAUUCACCGGGAAUCAGCCCAGAGUCACAGAGCAAUAGCUUUGCUGCGACGGUUAGGCAGAAACGAGGGUCUAUGGGACACAGGGUUCAUGGCAUCCUUCGCAGAGGCGCGGACCAUGGUGGAGGAAAGCCUUGAUGAGAGCCUCGCGACGUCGAAGAAACGCCCGUGUGGGUUUGGUCAACUUGGAUGUACGUGCGGAAGAGUGGUGGAUCUCUCUAUCGAGUUUCUGGAAACCAAGGCUGCUAGGGUCAGGCUACGGGCGUUGGAUGAGGCUCUCGGUCACUCGUCGGAGCAUAUAAGGGACAUAUCAUGGUGA
Messenger RNA from Pochonia chlamydosporia 170, 1197 nucleotides. RefSeq lists its product as hypothetical. NCBI's taxonomy places the organism in Eukaryota, Fungi, Ascomycota, Sordariomycetes, Hypocreales, Clavicipitaceae. The transcript has a single exon. The record is from RefSeq and is a predicted model, not a curated record. The coding region runs from base 1 to 1197 and encodes 398 amino acids.